AUUGUAAUACCCGUUGUGUUGAUGUAGAAGCUGACCUGGAUGUUAAAGUAGAAGCUACCUUAGAUGUUAAUGCGGAAACUGCUUUAGAUAUGAAUACAGAAGCUGCCUUAGAUGUUGAUGUUGAUGUGAAAGCUGCUUUGGAUAUUGAUAGAGCUUCAGAUGAUAUAUUUCUUUGUCAUUAA
This is a messenger RNA of Funneliformis geosporum, 182 nucleotides long. NCBI's taxonomy places the organism in Eukaryota, Fungi, Glomeromycota, Glomeromycetes, Glomerales, Glomeraceae. The record is from the annotation of a GenBank genome assembly.